Sphenostylis stenocarpa is the source of this 363-nucleotide messenger RNA. The record is from the annotation of a GenBank genome assembly. Lineage: Eukaryota; Viridiplantae; Streptophyta; Magnoliopsida; Fabales; Fabaceae.
AUGUCUCACACGUACAGACAGCCCCACAUUGUAGCCGCCACCCACCCUGCGCAGAAACGUCGCAGCCCCGCGACAAGGCCGUCGCCGCCCCCGCCAACGCCAGGGCCGUCGCACCCACACACGCGAGUCUCGGUCCGCAAAAAUCGCUAUCUGGUGGCACGCGUAGAUUCAGACAAUCUUACGUCCAGAAUCGCGAUUUUGAUUACGGAGGAGUGGAUUGACUCUGGACUGUUAUGGGAUUCAAAUAGCAGAGUGGCUUUCAAUAGCAGUUACAAUGGGGAAUUUCUAGCACAAGGGUACAGAAUUCGGGAUUAUUGCAAUGAUGAAAUUGAGAAACCUGAAGUAUUAUAUGCCUAUUAUUAA